Prunus mume (Japanese apricot) is the source of this 789-nucleotide messenger RNA. NCBI's taxonomy places the organism in Eukaryota, Viridiplantae, Streptophyta, Magnoliopsida, Rosales, Rosaceae. The record is from RefSeq and is a predicted model, not a curated record.
AUGGUUUCUCGAAUGAAGUUGAUGAUUGGAGAGGAAGAUAAGUUCCAAGGAAAAGCAUUGGCCCUAUCGCAUACAAAGAGUGCAAUUAGUACGAUAAAGGAGAAAUUCAGUGAGCAACAGCUACGAACCUUCGAAGACAGUUGUUUUGGUCACUUCCUACUAAUUGAGGACUUGAAGUGGACGUCGCCAAUUGUACACGGAUUGUUGCUGAGAAAGGCUGAUCCAAAGACUGUUUCCCAAGUGAACGGGAUCAAAUUCAUCGUUGGCAACAAGGUGAUCCAAUUCACACCGCAGCAAUUUUGCCUCGUCAUAGGGCUAAGGUUUGGAAACCUUCCCUUUAUUCCCAUUCCCAGUAAUGACAACUGCUCAUUGAAAAGGAACUACUUUGGCAACAAUAAAACAGUCAGCCUUUUGGAAUUAGAAAAAGCCUUCCGCGACUGCGCUGAUGCGGAGGAUGUAUUGAAGCUCGGAUUUGUAUACUUCGCUGUGUUUGUGCUGUUGGGCAGUGAAAAACAUGUCCACAUUGACAUGCGACAUUUGAAGUUGGCGGAAGACCUUGAAGAGUUUGGGAAAUAUCCAUGGGGUGCUGUGUGUUAUGCGAAGACAAAUGCGUCACUUCUGAGGGCACUUUGUGCAGAUUACCAGCGAGUGAAAGUGCCCACAAAAGCUGCGAAAACAAAAAAAUCUAAAAAGAAAGUAAAGACAACGACAACUGGUAGACCAAGAGAGUACCACCUCAAGGGUUUUGCCUUUGCACUUCAGGUGAGCAAUUUUCCAGGGUUUAGUUAA